AUGUCGUUCAAUGUAAAAUCAUCAAGCACAACAGCACCACCGCGUUCAUCUCAAUAUGUUGGACCCUAUCUUCUACAGAAAACUUUAGGAAAAGGUCAAACAGGACUUGUCAAAUUGGGUGUUCAUUAUUUAACGGGAGAAAAAGUUGCUAUUAAAAUUGUUAAUCGUGAAGCUUUAUCCGAAUCCGUAUUGAUGAAAGUUGAACGAGAAAUAGCGAUAAUGAAAUUAAUUGAACAUCCACAUGUAUUACGUUUAUAUGAUGUGUAUGAAAGUCGAAAAUAUUUAUAUCUAAUUUUGGAACAUGUUGCUGGUGGUGAACUUUUUGACUAUCUUGUAAAAAAAGGUCGUUUAACACCAAAAGAAGCAAGAAAAUUUUUUCGACAAAUUAUAUCAGCACUUGAUUUUUGUCAUAGUCAUAUGAUAUGUCAUCGUGAUUUAAAACCGGAAAAUUUAUUACUUGAUGACAAGAUGAAUAUUCGUGUAGCAGAUUUCGGUAUGGCAUCGUUACAAGUCGAAGGAUCGUUUCUAGAAACUAGUUGUGGUUCACCACAUUAUGCUUGUCCGGAAGUAAUCAAGGGUGAAAAAUAUGAUGGACGGAAAGCUGAUGUUUGGUCAUGUGGUGUUAUUCUAUAUGCGUUACUUGUGGGUGCCUUGCCGUUUGAUGAUGAUAAUCUUCGACAAUUACUUGAAAAAGUAAAAAAAGGUGUUUUUCAUAUUCCACAUUUUGUUCCAGUUGAUUGUCAACAACUACUACGUGGAAUGAUCGAAGUCGAUCCAAACAAACGAUUGAAGUUGGAAGAUGUUAGUCGACAUUCAUGGGUGACACAGUACGUAACUAGCGAACAUACGCCUAUUCAUCGUCGUAAUCGUAUACCGAUAUCAUCUAAUCGUUGUACAUCUUCAUCGUCAAUUAAAAGAAAAACACAGCAUCCUUCGUCUAUGUUCGUGAAAUCUUAUAUUGUUUUUAAAGGAACAAAAGCUGAACUUGAACUGGAAUUACCAAUGGUGCAAGUUGUUCAAACAACAAUCAUUCCGAGUGAAGAAGAUAUUGAUGCCGAUGUAUUUGCAGCUAUGACAUCAUUAGGCUGUUUUAAAGAUCGACAAAGAUUGAUUGAAGCUUUAUUAAAUUCAAAGCAUAAUACAGAAAAAGUCAUUUAUUUUCUUUUACUUGAUCGUAAACUGCGUCAACCAAGUUAUGAAGAUGUUGAAGAUGCAAAACAACGAAGUCAUUCGGGAUCACCGGAUGUACCACAAAAACGUGUUGAUCGACAUCGUUCGAAUGGAACAAAUCCUGGACAAAGUCCAAAUCCCAAUACACAUCGAUCGGGUAUUGUUGGACAACUUGCUGAAGGUUCGCCUUUAGUACCAAGACGACAAUUAUAUUCAAACAUAAGUAAUAAAACAAUCUCAGCAAAUAAUACUCCAUCGAUCAGUCCAUGUUCAUCUCCGACAAUCACCAAGAAAGAUGUAUUCAAUAAAAUUACAGCUUUUACUUCUGGUAAACCAUCCGUUGAAACUCCUCCUCCAGUAAAUCCAGCUCCACAAAUCCAUCGACAUCAUCGUAAUACAUCGACUGUAUCACAGAAUGAAAACAUUCUUACCACACAACCAUCGACACAAUCAAUUGCCAUUAGUAGUGAUCAAUCCUAUUCAUCGGUUAAUGCAGAAGCUGCAAUUAACAAUGGCUCAAGAUCUUCUCAACCAUCUCGACGACAAUACGCCCCACCACCGGUACCUCAAACAUCCGAAUCUAGUAAUAUCGAACUACCAGCAUCGGUCCUCUCGAACAAUAACAGUAAUAGCAACAAUUCACUUAUAUAUACACCACCAAGUCAAUCGAAUCUUGCGCAAACACCAAAUAAUAAUAAUCAAUGGAGACAUAAAUUAAAUAAUUUAAAACAAAGUUUUCAAAAUGUUGGUACGCCUCGAUUUCAUCGACGACCGAAAAUUUUAUUAAAUGAAAGUGAUAGUUCAACGACAUCGAAUUCACCCUCUCAAUAUGGUACAACACCGGAAGCAACCAAAAAAUCUUUAUUUCAUCAUAUUAUUGAUGCUAUGCAAGAAGAUCAUCAUAUGAUUGUUGUUAAAGAUCGACCAUUGGCAGCUAUCAAAACCGAUCUUAUUCAUGCAUUUUUAUCGACUCCCGAUCUCGUGCAUAAUGUUCUAUCGGGCACACAAUAUCGAUGUGAAUAUCGUCGGCCAGAUCGUUCGUCUAUGUUUCAGCGUAAUAUACGUUUUCAUGUAGAAAUUUGUACAGUAAAAUCAAUGGAUUCAUCUUCACCUGACACCUAUUAUGUUACAUUCACACUGAUUACUGGACAAGCAAGACGUUUCAAAAAAUUGUGUGAAGAAAUUCAAACACUUUUUACAACGAGUAAAGAACGUCUAGCGAAACAAAGGCGACCACAACCACAACAAAUAAAUGAUACUCGACCUGCAACCAAUAAUAGUGGUAGUUACUCAGUUAAUACAGGCACAAUAAAUACACUACCAACGAAUUCAAAUAUGCCAAUGACAGUUAGACCGAAUGCUUCAUUUAUUUCAUCGUUAUUCGGAAAUACAAAUUCACCAAAUUUAAAACCCACUGUGACUUCAGCUCAACAGCACCAAUCAUCUUCUUCAUCUAUUUCGUCUCUUUCAUCAACAUCCAAUGUUUCAUUGACAAAUCCUCCACCAGGAGUAAAUCAUUCACCAUAUUCAGUAACAUCGUCAAUAGAUGACGAUCCAACAGUCGAAUCUACACGUCUGAAGCUUGCUCAUCGUCUUGCUAUCUAG
Molecule: messenger RNA, 2775 nt
Organism: Rotaria socialis
Lineage: Eukaryota; Metazoa; Rotifera; Eurotatoria; Philodinida; Philodinidae
Source: the annotation of a GenBank genome assembly